UCAUCGUCAGAUCAUCUUGAAAGAACAAAGCCAGAACAUUUUCAUGCCAGCCAAGAACCUCUGUCAUUUGUGCGAGCUGCUAUUAAACGAACAAGAACAAACACUCAGGGUGACCAGAGAAGGCGACCAGAGUUCACCGUUAUCUCAGCAGAACAUCUGGAGAAUAAUGACCGGUUUCCAGGAACCUCUGUAGUUUUCCCUCAUCCCCCUCAGUCAGGGUGGUCUGCAGGCAUCCAGCCUGUCACCCAGCUCCCACCAUCCUAUAACCAGGUGAUUCAAGAGAAGACUCAAGAAGUGAACAUUGUCAAGCCCACUGCAGCCCCCCGUCGGACCACCUGCACCACCACAAGUGCCACACAAACUGACCCUGUGAGGGAAGACGUCACCGCCACCGCCACCACCCCACGGUGCAUUGCACCCCCACAGUCAGCUGAGAGAAGAUCUGCUGGUAAAGAGCCACAAAAACCACCAAGAUCAUCACUGCUAAAAGUAGUGAACAGAGAACCAGUCACUGAAACUGACAGGAAGGAUAGAACAAAUAUUACAGCAUCCACAAACACUGAGAACCAAAGUGACUCUAAGCCAAAUGUAAAGCAACCUAACCAAUCAGAAUCCACUAAUACAUGCAACAGCUGUGUUACUGUGCUCUGGAAUAUUCCCUCAAAACAUCUCCCUACUGAAACUACCACCUCUUCUUCGGACUCAGAACCCAGUAAACGGCCCAUUCCACUUCCUCGUAUAAAAUCCCAAAAGCAGGCAGUUACAGAGAAAGUCCAAAUCCAGACUUUGGUCAAGCUCAGUGAAAACUGUGACAGUAUUCACCCCUAUCCACAGGAAGUCUCCUUAAAUAAGUAUUUAAAGGAGUUGUUGGAGGUCUUUAGCGCAGAAUACGAGCUCGAGGAGAACGGUGACAUCACUAACCAGUCAGACGUGGACUGUCAAGGUGAAGAUGCUUUUGGCAAGAUGAGCAUGAACAACAGUCAACGUAAUAUCCGGGCCAGGAUCCAGGCCUUUGAAAGUCAAGCAUGCACUGAGGACGGAAAUGUGGCCGAACCAGCUGAACCUGCACUUCAACCCAGGAGGGCGAGCUUCAAACCUUCAGUUGCUGCUAAACCUUCUGUAGCUCUUAAACCUCAGUUUAACCACAAUAUAGAAAAUAAUGACAGCCAAAAUAUAUCAAUCACAAAUGUACCCCAAAGCCCUACACCAGUGAACAGACCCCAGACCCCUAUGAGACCAGUGGGGAUGUCUAUAAAAGGGGAGCUAGAGGCUGCGCUACAGAAGGGGCCCAUCUCAAAUAGACCAUCUCCUUCUGUAUUGAGCAGAGCCAACAGUAUCUUUGAAGCAGAAACUUCACCAAUUCCUCCAACAACUCCAGUGAACCUUUUUAAGGAACCUUUGAAACCCAACCUUUAUGUAAACAACCACAACUCGGCCUCCAUUUUCAGUGAGAACGAAUAUGUGAGCUUUCCAUCAGAUCACGCCCAAAUCAAGCCACAACGUAGUGUAGACAGCGAUGGAGGCUCUUUCUCCAGACAAAGUAUGACAAAGAGACCAACCACCAUCAGGGUUCCCAGCAAAACCGUUUCAUUCUCUGAUAAUUUUGAGGACAACCCUCCAGCUCCCCCUGUUCAGAAGGCUAUAGGUUCCUUUAACACCUCAGUGAGAAACAAACAGAGCCCAACACCCCUUCUCCCCUUUCAGCCUGGCUCACAGCUGACACUACCACCUCGGAGGCCCAGUACAGCCAAACAGCUCCCACCUCGUCCAUCUCCAGCCAAAACAGGCCCAGGAAGACCUCCUCUAUCCAGUCAUCAGGACUCAGCAUCAUGGGAGGCAUCACCUAAACCCCAGCCACAGAAGACCUCCAGGAAAGGACCUGUUUUACCUCCAAGGCCCAACCCAGGCCACCGUCUCUACAACAAAUACACUCUUCAAGUUCCCCAUGGAAUUGCAGCUUGUAACUAUAAUGGGAACAGUACAGGAGAGCUGUCAUUUCAGAAAAAUGAAGUGCUUUUGUUGCUAGAGGAGAUUGACCACAAUACAUUUGAGUGUGAAGUUGGAGACGCCAGAGGCAGAGUGCACAAGUCUCGCAUGACGGUCAUAACUCCUCUUGACUCAGACAUGUCCCCACCACAGGGUGUCAGUCCAGCUACUUCAGGUGGAGAUGGUUAUGGGCAAAAGGUGCAGGCCCUACAUGACUUCAUCCCAGAGGGUCCAGGAGAGCUGGGUCUGAGAGCAGGAGAUGUCGUGACCAUGGUAGAGCAAGUGGACAGUGAGUGGUACAGAGGCACUUGUAGGGGAUCUACUGGUUUCUUUCCUGUCAGUUAUGUCAAAGUCCUGUCGGAUUCACCAAAAACUCUACCUAAAAGGAAACCAAAGCCACCACCUGCAACAGCCAGUGGUCCGCGAUGUGUGGCGAGGUUUGACUUUGAAGGGGAACGUGGUGAUGAGCUGUCUUUCUCUGAGGGGGAUGUGAUCCAGCUGAAGGAAUACGUGGGACAGGACUGGGCUCGGGGACAGAUCGGCACCUUAACCGGAAUCUUCCCUCUUAACUUUGUGGAGGUCACUGAAGAUCUGCCUCCACCUCCAAGUCAGCAGCAGACACAGCCCUCCAGGAUAGCUCUGCCUGGCAUGACUGCUUCUCCAGCUCUCAAACCUGCUCAGGCGUCUCAGUUCUCUGUGGACUGGGUGGUGGCUCUGCACGACUAUGAUGGGAACUCGGGUGAAGACCUGUCCUUUCGGCAGGGCGACCGUAUCUUGGUCACUCAGUACAUUGAUGCCGAGUGGAGCUACGGCAGACUCAACGGCAAAGAGGGCAUGUUCCCCAGGGCUUUUGUUGAGAACGCCACAGCAGCCCAGCAGUCAUCUAACAACAAGCAGUAUGAAGCUGCUGGUGGUGGGAGAGCCAGGGCUCUGUAUACCUUCACUUCAGAAUGUGAUGAGGAGCUCUCUCUGCAGGUUGGAGAUAUUAUAACUAAUUUGGAGUCUGUUGAUGGUGAAUGGUUCUUGGGUGAGUUGAGGGGGAAACGUGCCCUGGUCCCUAAAAACUAUGUGCAAGUACUGGCACAGUGACAUGUGACCUGCAGUACAACAAACAGGGACAAUGUUGGAUGACCAGAUCUGAAAUAAGAGGACACUUUGGCCAAACUGAAGCACCUUUUAACUGGAAUGCAGUAUUUCAUCUAUAAGUGAUGCCACAUCUUUAAUCAUCUGCAGCAUGAAGUGUUUUUAUUAUGGUUAUAAAUAAAGCUGACUCAGUAUCAAUUGUUUA
Monopterus albus (swamp eel) is the source of this 3274-nucleotide messenger RNA. It is a transcript of the gene sh3d19, whose product is annotated as SH3 domain containing 19. Gene Ontology annotation, biological process: protein transport to vacuole involved in ubiquitin-dependent protein catabolic process via the multivesicular body sorting pathway. The record is from RefSeq and is a predicted model, not a curated record. The transcript has 21 exons. Lineage: Eukaryota; Metazoa; Chordata; Actinopteri; Synbranchiformes; Synbranchidae. The annotation marks the transcript as partial. Gene Ontology annotation, cellular component: ESCRT-0 complex. Gene Ontology annotation, molecular function: protein binding.